This is a messenger RNA of Varanus komodoensis (Komodo dragon), 3358 nucleotides long. It is a transcript of the gene GUCY2D, whose product is annotated as guanylate cyclase 2D, retinal. The coding region runs from base 1 to 3276 and encodes 1091 amino acids. Gene Ontology annotation, biological process: cGMP biosynthetic process; intracellular signal transduction; receptor guanylyl cyclase signaling pathway. The record is from RefSeq and is a predicted model, not a curated record. Gene Ontology annotation, molecular function: protein kinase activity; peptide receptor activity; ATP binding. Lineage: Eukaryota; Metazoa; Chordata; Lepidosauria; Squamata; Varanidae. The transcript has 19 exons.
AUGACCCUCGCUUGCUCUGGUGCCCACGGGUUCCUGCUCGGCCUUUCCAACCAUCCCAGGUGGGGCUGCCCCCAAGGCCCGUGCCGGCAGGUGCUGCCUCUCUGGCUCUUGCUCCUUUGCUUGCCCGGCUGCGUCCAGCCGACGACGUUCAAGGUGGGCGUGAUGGGCCCCUGGAAUUGCGACUCCAUGUACGCCAGAGCCUACCCCGACGCGGCAGCCCGGCUGGCUGUUUCCCGCAUCAACCAGGACCCGACCCUCAACCAGGGCUACUGGUUUGAUUAUGUCCUCCUCAGUGAAGAGUGCCAGAGCUCGAAGGCCCUGGUGGGCUUUGUCAAUGCGGAGCGUUACGCCUCCGGCUUCGUGGGCCCGGUCAACCCAGCGACCUGUGAGGCGGCCGGCUUGCUGGGCAAGGCAUGGAACAAGCCCAUCUUCUCCUGGGCCUGCCUGACGGACGACGCCGAGGUGGAGCGCUUCGGCACCUUCGCUCGGCCCUUGCCGCAGGCCUCCGCCGUGCUGUAUAUCCUGCUCAAGUACUUCCGCUGGGCCCACGUCUCCGUGAUCACCUCCGAGCAGGACUUCUGGGUGGAAGUCGGCCAGGGCCUGGCCCACUCCCUGCGCAACUUCGGCCUCCCCGUCAGCGUGGUGGCCACCAUGGAGAACGACCCCGAUGGCGCGCGGGACGCCCUCCGCAGGAUCCAGAGGACCCACGACGUCCGAGUGAUCGUCAUGUGCAUGCACUCUGCGCUGCUGGGCGGGGACGAGCAGCGCCUCCUGCUGGAGAAGGCGGAGGACCUGGACAUGACCGACGGGAGCUACGUUUUCAUCCCCUAUGACGCCCUGACCUACAGCAUGCCCUACCAGAAGGAGUCCUACGCCGUGCUGGAAGACAACAUGAAGCUGCGCAUGGCGUACGACGCGGUGCUCACCGUCACCAUCGACUCACCGGAACGCUCCUUCCGAGAGGCCUUCCGGGAGGCUCAGGCGAAGAGAGAGAUCCCCGGGCACCUGGAUGCCGACCAGGUGCAUCCGCUGUUUGGUACCAUCUUCAACUCCAUCUACUUCCUGGCCAAGGCGGUGGAGAACACGCGCAAGUCCGGCGACUGGGUGAUGGGGACCAGCGUGGCCGAGCACGCCAAGGACUUCGAGCUGGAGGGCUUCAGCCAGGCCGUGUCGGCUGACGAACACGGGGACGCCCUGCUCCCCUACGUCAUCCUGGACACGGACGGCAAGGGCAGCCGCCUGUGGCCCACCUACAGCGUGGACGUGGCUGCCGGCACCCUCCGCUACGUCGGCCACACGGUGCAUUGGCCCCACAGCUCCACGCCAGACUCGGACUCCAACUGCUGGUUUGACUCUGUGAGCAUCUGCACCGGUGGGGUGGAUGCCGGCUUCAUCCUUUUCCUGUUCCUGGCAGUUAUCGGCUUGGUCGUGGCUGGAACUGCGCUCGCGUUCCAUCUCAGGCGCAAGUUCCAGCACGCCCAGCUCAUGAAGGGACCCAACAAGAUAGUCCUCACCAUGGACGACUUGACCUUCAUUAACACGCAGAGCAGCAAGAAGAAAAUCGAGGACAGCCGCCCAAGCCUUGGUGGAAAAAGCGUGGCAGACAUGAAAAGCAUCAAGAGCGUGGCAGCGAAUCCGGAAAACACCAACAUCGCUGUGGCAGAGGGCGACUGGGUCUGGCUGAAGAAAUUCCCUGGAGAAAAGCAUAUCGAAAUCAAACCAGCCACGAAAACAGCCUUCUGCAAGCUCCGGGACCUGCGCCACGAGAACGUGAACCUUUUCCUGGGCUUCUUCCACGACUGUGGGAUCUUCGCCAUCGUCUCGGAGCACUGCACCCGCGGAAGCCUUGAGGACCUCAUCCACAACGAGGACAUGAAGCUGGACUGGAUGUUCAAGUCCUCCUUGCUCCUGGACCUCAUUAAGGGGAUGAAAUACCUGCACCAUCAUGAAUUUCCACAUGGACGGCUGAAAUCUCGGAACUGCGUGGUCGACGGCCGCUUUGUCCUCAAGGUCACGGAUCACGGCUACAACGAACUGCUAGAAGCCCAAAAAAUCCCGCGGGAACCAUUGAAGCCCGAGGACAAGCUCUGGACGGCACCGGAGCUGUUGCGGGAUCCGGUGCAGGAGCGAAAGGGCACCUUCCGGGGAGAUGUCUACAGCAUCUCCAUCAUCAUGCAGGAGGUCAUCUGCCGCGCUGCCCCCUACUGCAUGCUGGAUAUGAGCGCCGAAGAGAUCAUCAAGAAAGUGGAGAAGCCGCCUCCGCUCUGCCGGCCCUCCGUCUCGGUGGACCAAGCGCCGAUGGAGUGCAUUCAGCUGAUGAAGCAGUGCUGGAGCGAGCAGCCCGAGAGGAGGCCGAGCAUCAACCAGGUUUUUGACCAGUUUAAGAGCAUCAACAAAGGUCGCAAGACGAACAUCAUCGACUCCAUGCUGCGCAUGUUGGAGCAGUAUUCCAGCAACCUGGAGGACUUGAUCCGGGAGCGGACGGAAGAGCUGGAGGUCGAGAAGCAGAAGACCGACCGGCUGCUGACGCAGAUGCUGCCCCCUUCCGUGGCCGAGGCCCUGAAGACAGGUGCGCCAGUGGAGCCGGAGUACUUUGAGGAGGUGACCCUGUACUUCAGUGACAUUGUGGGCUUCACCACCAUCUCGGCGAUGAGCGAGCCCAUUGAGGUGGUCGACCUGCUCAACGACCUCUACACCCUCUUCGAUGCCAUCAUCGGCUCCCACGAUGUCUACAAGGUGGAGACCAUCGGAGAUGCCUACAUGGUGGCGUCAGGGCUGCCGAAGCGCAACGGGAACCGGCAUGCCGGGGAGAUCGCAAACAUGUCCCUGGACAUCCUCAGUGCCGUCGGCACCUUCAAGAUGCGUCACAUGCCAGAAGUGCCCGUCCGGAUCCGCAUUGGCCUGCACUCAGGGCCUUGCGUGGCUGGCGUCGUGGGACUGACCAUGCCACGCUACUGCCUCUUCGGGGACACGGUGAACACCGCCUCGCGGAUGGAGUCCACAGGCCUGCCUUACCGAAUCCACGUCAACAUUCGCACGGUUGAGAUCUUGCAUUCCCUCAAGGAGGGCUUCAAGCUGGAUCUCCGGGGCAAAACAGAGCUCAAGGGGAAAGGCGUUGAAGACACGUUCUGGCUCAUUGGUCGCACGGGGUUUAACAAGCCCAUCCCCACCCCGCCUGACCUGCAGCCCGGCACAAGCAACCACGGCAUAAGCAUGGAUGAGAUUCCUGAAGAACGGAAGAAGAAGCUUCGGAAAGCUCGCCCGGACAUGACGUAGCCAAGGGGCUGCCGUGCAACACCAGGCGGAGGAGGCAGGCGUGACCCACGGAAGGAGGAGGAACCGGCAGCCGGUGCCCGAG